Molecule: messenger RNA, 1976 nt
Organism: Pelobates fuscus (common spadefoot toad)
Lineage: Eukaryota; Metazoa; Chordata; Amphibia; Anura; Pelobatidae
Gene: GPR101
Product: G protein-coupled receptor 101
Exons: 2
Coding region: 714-1976 (420 amino acids)
Biological process (GO): G protein-coupled receptor signaling pathway
Cellular component (GO): recycling endosome; plasma membrane
Molecular function (GO): G protein-coupled receptor activity
Source: RefSeq, a predicted model, not a curated record
GUAAAGGGCUUUAAUGCUGCAGGUUUUUUGUUUCCUGCUACCCCUGGAGAAGGAAUAAGGCUGGAGCUUGUGAAUGGUGCUGAGUUGAGCUUGGUACAUCUCCCUGGCCGCUUGCUCAACACAGAGGCAUCUCCAUAGCAUGGGGGAGGGAGAGGAGGGUGGGCGGCUGUAUACUGAAUCCUCACUCUCCAGCAGCUCUGAGCUGUCCAAAUCACAGAAAUAGACACAACGGGAGGGGGCAUGGAGACAGAUCCAUCAUUGUAUCAGCAUCCAGAGGACUACAAGAUGCAAAGAAAAUGAUCCUCAACAGGCCUCUUUGUGAAAGAAUUAAGCCCAUGGUUACAGCCAGCAUGUGAGGUCUAUUGUGGAUGCUGCUGAAUGUAAUACCUGCAUAAAUGGAUGUUGUUCACAUCAGACACCCACUCUUAGACUGCCCUGGAGCUGAUGAGAAGAUCUACUUAACACAGCUAUCAACUGCAGACUCUGCCACCCCAGGUAUAAUCAUAACCGGAGUAACCACAAGGCAACCUAAGGUGGCUGCCUAGAGCCCAGGUGUGAGACAGGGGCUCUGGCAUCAUGAUGAUACAUGGCCAAUCUUGGCCCCAUUCACCACCAAGAUCCUAACUGUGAGAGGGGGCCCCGAACUGGUAACCUUCCUAGGGCCCUAUGGUAGCUUAACCCUUCUCUGAUUUUCAUCGGGGGUUGAAGCCAACAUGCAGAGGUUGAGUGAGCGCAGGGCCACGACCAACCACAGUCACUAUGCAGACCAUGGACCUCACUCUAUGCCUGACACCAUUCUCAGGAUUUCCCUCAUCAUCUCCCUCCUCUGCCUCUCUCUUUUUGGGAACAUCAUGCUCCUGGUAGUUUUCCAUCGUAAACCCCAGUUGCUUCAGGUGGCCAACAGGUUUAUCUUCAACCUCCUGGUGGCUGAUCUUCUGCAGACUGUUCUGGUGAUGCCCUGCGUCAUUGUUACCUCUCUACCUGAUAUCUGGCCUUUAGAACAUGGUCUCUGUGGGGCAGUGGUGGUCCUGAUGCAUCUCUUUGCCUUUGCAGGAGUCAACACCAUCACCGUGGUUUCCGUUGACAAAUACUUGGCCAUCAUCCAUCCCUUGUCUUAUCCCACCAAGAUGACCCCAAAACGGGGUAGCCUGCUCAUCUCUUGCACUUGGCUCUUCAGUGUUCUUCAGAGCACCCCUCCAUUGUAUGGAUGGGGUAAAAUUGAAUUUGAUCUCCAUAACCACUACUGCAAAGUAUUGUGGGCUUCAAGUUACUCAUACACAGUACUCAGUGCAUUGUUUUCUUUUAUCCUACCAGUGAGCAUUAUGUUGGUGUGCUAUGGAAUGGUUUUCAGGGCAGCCAGGAGGCAAAAUGCAUUAGUGCACCCAGUCCAAGCAAAUGGAUGUGACAGGUCUGAUGGGACAAGAUCCACUGCACUAAGCACACUUGACAAAACACAUCAUCACCGACCUUUGUACCAUUGCAAAGCAGCCAAGGUUAUUUUUGCUAUUUUGUCAUCCUAUAUCAUAAGUAUGGGCCCUUACAGCGUUCUGAGUAUAGUCGCAUCCAGCGCCAAUUUAGUAAUUCCAAGAUGGCUGACAUCGCUUGUUCUGGUGCUCUUUUUCUUGCAAUGUUGUAUACAUCCUUACAUAUAUGGGUACAUGCACAAAAGCUUGAAAAAGGAAUUCAUCCUGCUCUUGCAUGGCUUCUUUUGUAAGCAGGUGCACCCCCAAAAUGCCACCGUAGACAGCUAUAUCAUCCUGACAGAUGGCAGAAUAUUUCAAUCUCAUUUCUCCACUGGGCCCACAGUAAAAUUCUUAGAAGAAGAGACCACAAUUUCUGUAAUCACUGGAAAAAGUAUGAACAAUCUUAAAAUAAAAGACAAUAAAAAGGAAAGUAGUUCAACCAAUAUAUCACCAGAAAAAGAGAGAAGUCCUCAAAAAAUGGAUCAUGAUAUACCGCAUCUCAUUAGCUGUUAA